AAAAAAAGAAAUCAUUCUUCAAAACGGCGUCCAUAAGCAACUCCGCCUUAGCAAUGAGCCAACUGGGCACCGUUUAUGCCACCAAACGGAGGCGACGCAAUGGCAAAAGUUUAAAACCGCCCCCCAAAGAUGGUGUUACAAAAAGUAAUCCUUCCAAACGUCAUCGUGAACGUUUAAAUGCUGAAUUAGAUUUAUUGGCUUCAUUGCUGCCAUUCGAACAAAAUAUUUUAAGUAAAUUAGAUCGACUGAGCAUACUAAGGCUGUCUGUUAGUUAUUUAAGAACAAAAAGUUAUUUUCAAGUUGUUAUGCGUAAAGAGAAAGAAGAGAAUAGUGGUAACGGUGCUGGUGCUAUCUUACCUCAUAUACAUACACAUCACGAUGGCUAUCGUACGCGAGAGUUAGGUGCUUUCGAGCACGGUCUCUUAGAUGGUGAUAUGUUCCUGCAGGCCUUAAACGGUUUCCUAAUGAUCCUCACCUGUGAUGGAGAAGUAUUUUUUGCUACUCACAGCAUUGAAAGCUACUUGGGGUUUCAUCAGUCCGACAUUGUACAUCAGUCCGUUUACGAGCUGGUGCAUUCAGAGGAUCGCGAAGAGUUGCAACGUCAGCUUCUAUGGAAUUCAUUUUUACCUGCGGAUAUGUCUAGUAUGCAAUUAUCGGAAACAUUAGCUCCCGAUAAAAUCAUUUAUUUAGAACGUAGUUUCACGGUGCGCUUUCGUUGCCUUUUGGAUAAUACCUCCGGUUUUUUACGACUCGAUAUACGAGGACGCAUUAAGAUACUACAUGGACAAAAUCGCAAAACUGAAGAACCUCCCUUAGCGUUAUUUGCUUACUGUACGCCGUUUGGUCCGCCCAGUUUAUUAGAAAUACCGCAUAAAGAGAAUAUGUUUAAAUCGAAACAUAAAUUGGAUUUUUCUUUAGUUUCAAUGGAUCAGAGAGGCAAGCAUGUUUUGGGUUAUUCUGAUGCAGAGCUUAUUAACAUGGGCGGCUAUGAUUUGGUGCAUUAUGAUGACCUAGCCUAUGUGGCCAGCGCCCAUCAAGAACUUCUAAAAACGGGUGCUUCCGGGAUGAUUGCUUACCGUUAUCAAAAGAAAGAUGGUGGUUGGCAAUGGCUUCAGACGAGUUCCCGCUUAGUUUACAAAAAUUCCAAACCCGACUUUGUGAUCUGUACUCAUCGUCAGUUAAUGGAUGAAGAAGGCUUUGAUUUGUUGGGCAAACGGACCAUGGAUUUCAAAGUAAGUUAUUUAGAUACGGGACUAGCCUCAACCUAUUUUUCGGAAGCGGAUCAAUUAGUAGUGCCACCAAGUGGGUCUCCGAACUCUCUACCACCUCCAGUAACUCCUACUCGACCAAAUCGGCGAUACAAGACGCAAUUGCGAGAUUUCUUAUCAACAUGUCGCUCCAAACGUAAAAUGCAACAACAAACCCAGCAAACUUCCCCGUUAAGCCAGGUAACUUCGCCUGCGCCGGUUGUAGAGUAUCUACCCGAUCCUGCUGUGGCUGUUGCAGCUGCCUACUCUAAUUUAAAUCCUAUGUAUACAACCUCACCGUAUGCCACUGCUGCGGAUAAUAUUUAUAUGGGCUCCUCAGUGCAUUCUAGCAACUUUUAUCCUGUCACAGAAAAUCUUUUUCAUCAAUAUCGUUUACAAGGUGUAGGUGGCUACUACGCCGACUAUCACCAUUCCGGGGCACCAGCUCCAACAUAUGUAACAAACGGUUUCCUUUCCUACGAUGGUUAUGCUAUCACUUCCAAAGAUGAAAAAUGGCAAGAUACCGGGAAGUACUACAGCGGCUAUAGUAGCGGUUACGGAAGUCCCACUUCCACAACGCAACAAGUUCCUUUAAAAACACCAAAGACCUCUCCUCAUGUCAUGGAAGUUGUGUCUUGCUCUUCAAAUGGCCCUUCACCAGUGGCAAGUGGUGGAGGAGGAGCGUCAGCUUCAGCUAAUGGUGGUGUUGUAACACCUAAAGUUGAGAUAUCCAAUCAAGAUCCUUAUGAACGCCAAACCGUCCUUAUGUGGGGCUCUCAAUCGAGUGGAGUGCCCAUCAAUAGUCUGAACACAACAACAUCAUUAGCUCAACGUCAUAUUUCGAAUAGUUUAGAGCGUUCCCCUCAAAAUACCCCAUUAACCAAUGGCCUUAGCUAUUCAACUAGCGGUGAUAGUGAAGUGACAACAAAGUGGAAUGGCGUUACACCGGCCAAGGAUGCAAAAACGUCAUCGACGCCCGAGAAUUAUCAACUACAUCAUGAUGACUCGGGCUUGUAUUCUUCAUCCUCGCAUACAACUUCACCUCAGCACAGACUGAAUAGUAGCAGUAAUACCACACUGGCUCAUAAUACGAUUAUGCUCAGUCAGGAACAACAACACCAGCAACAAGAACAACAACAAGAACACAUACUGCAAUUAAGUACAUAUGAUCAGACCGGCUUGCAGCCCCUAACCUCAUUGGUUACACGUGGUGGUGGCUGCACGAACGCGACAGGAACUGUUACGGCAAUAACGGCAACAGCAUCCAUUGAUUCAGUCUCACCCUCAUGUACAUCACCCAUUAUGCCAACAAUACAACAGCUGCCUGCCAUAGGAAAUGUAAUAAACGGUUUAAAUAGCGCAGCGACAAGGGGAAGUAGUCAUCAUCAUCAUUUAUCAAAUGGCAACACCAGUCCUUAUCAUCAAUUGGCAAUAAUAGCAUCACCCAUUGUUAUUACAACUUCAGCGACCGUGGAAACUGACGAACUCACUCCCAAUGGCGCCGGAGGAGUGGCUUUACAAACACUCACCACCGGCAAUACGCAUCUAAGUGGAGGUAGUAGUCUAGCUUUGCAUAACAGUACUGGUGGCAUUGGAGCCAGUUUUAAAACAACACGCAAUAGUUUAAUGCAUCCCUCAGCAUUAACUUAUGCUACAAAUGCUUACGUCAUCGGUGGUGCUGGCAGCAUUUCUGCUACCAGUGGCCAAUGCACUUCAUUAAGCGGUUUCGAUCAAACUGCAAUAGACGGCAGUCCAUUACUAACCUUUUCAGAGGUAACAAACACUUUACUUAAUCAAUAGAUCCCGAAUUAAGUUAAAAAGCAAAAAAAAAAAAAAAAAAAAACAUUUUCUAUUAAAAAUUGUAUAAGAUAUUUACAAGCAAUAUUAGGCACAAAGUAAUUGAAAUAGAGAAUAUGAUAAUGACGCGAUUUUUUCAAUAUGCAACUAAUGCUAUAAGAAGGGAUUUAAUUAAAUUUUUAUAAAAAAGUUUUUAAUUACACUUAAAAAAUAUCUUGGCCAAUAUUAUAUGAUAGCAAAGAGAAUGCAUUAAAAUAAGAAAGACGUUAUAAAUUCGCUUAGAACCAACUUUUUAAAUAUCCACAACCAGUUUACAUAAGAUAUUUGAGGGCAAAAGAAACAAAAUGAAGGCAUUCCUCUCUGCAAGCAUCGUACAUAGUUCUUCAUAUCGUAUAUAUUUCAUAAUUUUAUAUGAUUUGGCAACACUUUUUAGGCAAUGGUAAAAAUUAAAAAGAAUGUUUAUAUGUUUGGCAUAAUAGAUUUAUGCGGGCGUCGGUUUUUGAACACGAUAGACAGAUUUUAAUUGGAACUUAAUGCUAUAAGUUAAAAGCUGUAAAGGUGUGAGUUCUUGACUGAAACGUUUAAAAACCAAUUCCAUGCAAUUCCAUGUCAUAACUUUACUGAUACGUGCUUUAGGCGUAAAGCAUAUACACCUGAAUUCCGCAGUUAGUUACUCUGUCAAAUUACCAAAUUCGUAGUGCAAAUACAUUCAAACAUUGGGUAACCCAUGAAUAAGUGGAGAAAAUUUUAAAGGAAUAUCUUGAAAGUCCGUAAAUACGAGUCCUGGAUGGAUAUGAAACCGGCCACACUAAACGGUGAAAACUAUGCCAGCGUUAUGAGCCGCAUCUAUGUCAAAUAUGUUGUGUUAUAUCACCUGAUGACACAAAGCCCGAAGAAAGGUUUCUAAUUUUGAAAAGUUCAUUUGAAAGUGAUCAUGUAGCAGAAAGCUUGUUUAGGUAGGAAUGAGAUAUAAUUGUGAAAUGUUUCUACCUGCUUCCGUAGGAGAAGUGCUUAUAAAUUUUCCAUUCUUCGCGACACCUAUACUAAUGACGUUAAGGAUGUGUCAUCAACACAAAAAACU
This is a messenger RNA of Glossina fuscipes, 4125 nucleotides long. RefSeq lists its product as uncharacterized. The record is from RefSeq and is a predicted model, not a curated record. The coding region runs from base 54 to 3047 and encodes 997 amino acids. The transcript is spliced from 11 exons. Gene Ontology annotation, molecular function: nuclear receptor activity; transcription cis-regulatory region binding; protein dimerization activity. Gene Ontology annotation, cellular component: nucleus; aryl hydrocarbon receptor complex. Gene Ontology annotation, biological process: regulation of transcription by RNA polymerase II. NCBI's taxonomy places the organism in Eukaryota, Metazoa, Arthropoda, Insecta, Diptera, Glossinidae.